AUGCAAUUGGAGCUGAAAGUAGAAGCUGUCAAAGUCAAGAUGACCAGGCUGUUUCCUUCGAUGCUGGCUGGCAAACCAGAGGAAGUGGAAGGAACUAUGCUAGCUUAUCUGGUGUGUCAUGGAAGUAUGAUAGGCGUUAACACAGGAAAAGUCUUAAGUUACGCUGUACGUUGUAAGAAAUGUAGAUUUCGCGACAGGGCUGUGGACAAGGAAAAUCCUAAUGAACAUGACUGUAGGAAAAAUUGGACAAAAUCCUCCAAGGCAAUGGAGUCAGAUAUGGCAGUGGAAAUGCUCAGUGAAUUAAAAUCCAAGGGAUUCCAUGUGAAAAAACUAAUCAUGGAUAAUGAUACUACUACUAUCUCAAGAAAAAUUCUCAAAUUUCAACCAUACCAAAAAAAUGUCACAAACAAGCUUUAUUCACUCAGAAAGGAAGAAAAAUAUAAUAAUCUUGGACCAAAAGCAAUUAAUCACCUUACAAAAUGCUUUGCCUAUGCUGUUAAGGGAAGUGAAGAUGCUGCCAGCAUGAAGAAAAACUUGGAGGCCAUUCCUCGACAUGUUUUUGGUGAUCAUUCAAGAUGUUCUGAAUGGUGUGGAUUCGUGAAAAGUCCGUCCACGUAUAAACCAACGAGUUUGCCAUAUGGUAAAUAUAUGGCAGAAGAAGAUCUACAGUUAGAUCUGACGACAAUGUUUGAAGAAUAUGCUGCAAAUUCUGAGAAACUGUUAAAAGUGGGUAGCACCCAGACCAAUGAAAGUUUUAACCACACUGUAGCCACCAAAAACCCAAAGACAAACUUUUACAGUGCAUCCGAGUCAACAUCAUUUAGAGUUGCUGCAGCUGUGGCUCAUAAAAACAUAGGUCUUCAAACAUUCACAAGGGUGUAUGAAAACUCGCUUCUUUCUCCAGGAAAGCACACCAAUUCUUACAUAAGUAAAGCUUCCAGGAAAAGAGAUUAUCAGAAGAUUGUGAAAAGCAGUGUGGAGUGUAAGAAACGUAGAAGGGAACUCAUAUCAAACAAAUAA
Molecule: messenger RNA, 1020 nt
Organism: Saccostrea echinata
Lineage: Eukaryota; Metazoa; Mollusca; Bivalvia; Ostreida; Ostreidae
Exons: 6
Coding region: 1-1020 (339 amino acids)
Source: RefSeq, a predicted model, not a curated record